Messenger RNA from Aspergillus heteromorphus CBS 117.55, 1116 nucleotides. RefSeq names its product MutT/nudix family protein. Bases 128 to 751 code for a protein of 207 amino acids. The transcript is spliced from 4 exons. Gene Ontology annotation, biological process: nucleoside phosphate metabolic process; ribose phosphate metabolic process. Gene Ontology annotation, cellular component: cytosol; nucleus. NCBI's taxonomy places the organism in Eukaryota, Fungi, Ascomycota, Eurotiomycetes, Eurotiales, Aspergillaceae. The record is from RefSeq and is a predicted model, not a curated record. Gene Ontology annotation, molecular function: ADP-ribose diphosphatase activity.
AACUCAACCACCUCCCAGAAGUGUAGUUAGUGUUUACACUUUACACAGUAAACUCCACAAUCCAUACACCAUACAUACACCAUAUACGCUAUACACUAUACACUAUACAGCAUAAAAACUACCCAAAAUGUCCGACCCCAAAUACGCUCAAUCGAAAUUCCUCUCUAGGGGUCCAUUGGACCCCAAAGACGCCAAAUGGACGAAACUAGUCCUAUCGACAUACACCGACCCCAACGGGGUGGAGAGGACAUGGGAGUCUGCGGAAAGACAGACCCGCCCCGCCAACUGCCCCAUCGACGGCGUCGGCAUCGUGACGAUCCUCAACAAAGAAACGGGCCCCGAACUGCUCCUCCAGAAACAAUACCGGCCGCCCAUCGACAAAGUCGUCAUCGAGGUUCCGGCCGGGCUGAUCGACCCCAACGAGACGGUGGAGGAGUGCGCGGUGCGCGAGCUCAAGGAGGAGACGGGCUACGUGGGCGUCGCGGAGCAGACGAGUUGUGUUAUGUUUAAUGACCCCGGCUUCUGCAACACGAACCUCAACAUGGUGCACGUGCGGGUGGACAUGAGCCUGGCCGAGAACCAGAACCCGAAGCCGGAGCUGGAGGAGAACGAGUUCAUUGAGUGCUUUAGUGUGCCGCUGGCGGGGCUGUUUGGGGAAAUGAAGAGGCUGGAGCAGGAGGGGUAUGCGAUUGAUGCGAGGGUGGGGACGAUAGCGGAGGGGAUUGAGCUGGCGAAGAGGUUUAAGCUUUGAGGUUGUUUUGUGGGAUGGAUGGAUGGAUAUAUGGGGUGGGGUUCUCUGAUGAGAUGAGGCGUGUAUAGAGUCGAUAUAUAGAACCGACGCAAUACAUUAGAGGGAUAUGGGAUCUCAUCGUCGCAUUAACUUCCUUCCGCUUCAUCGCGCAGUCUACAGUCUACUCUAUACCGGGGCCGGCAACCGCAAACCGCUACAAUUUCCCCUCAUCCCUCAACCCGCGAUACAGCGCCCACGCGGCAAGCGUCUUCCCAUCCCUCAACCCCUCCCUCCACAAAUCCUUCAACGGUACCACCUUCAACGUGAUCUUCUCCCCAUGCUGCCUCAACCCCGACAACCUGCCCUGCAGGGCCUCAAUAUCCUUG